Kickxella alabastrina is the source of this 533-nucleotide messenger RNA. RefSeq lists its product as uncharacterized. The record is from RefSeq and is a predicted model, not a curated record. Bases 91 to 468 code for a protein of 125 amino acids. The transcript is spliced from 5 exons. Gene Ontology annotation, biological process: regulation of actin filament polymerization. Gene Ontology annotation, cellular component: plasma membrane; cortical actin cytoskeleton; actin filament. NCBI's taxonomy places the organism in Eukaryota, Fungi, Kickxellomycota, Kickxellomycetes, Kickxellales, Kickxellaceae. Gene Ontology annotation, molecular function: actin filament binding.
UCAAUUGUCAAGCUUUUCUGUUUUUCGUUUUGCCCUUUAUUAUUAUUUUUCGUAAUCUCGUAUUUGCUAUAUUUUAACAGUACUUGAACCAUGGGCCUUUGCGACGCACCCGAAAUUAGAGAGGCGUACGAAGAUGUGCGCAACGACGACACCCAGACGAAUUGGAUGCUGCUGGAGUUUGAUGAAAAUAAAAAUAAUGUACUCAAGAAGCAUCUCAAGGAUAAUUCUGCGGCAUUUGGAUACAUCCGCGUGCCCAUGUCCAAUGACGAACUGUCCCUGCGGAUAAAGUUUGUAUUCCUGGUGUGGGCAAAACUCAGCGUCCAAAAGGCCGAGGUGACCAAUGUCAUUAGCAAUUCUUCGAUCGAAAUUGCUGCGUCGGAGCAGGAUGAUCUGGACGAAAAUGAAAUAAUGCUCAUGCUGAAAAAAGCAGGUGGUGCAAACUACGACAGGCAGGCUUCCGACUACUAAUAAUUGAGUUCUUUUUUAAUAAAAACUGCCGUAUCUCGGCCACUUAUAACAUUUUACAGUGAGCA